Molecule: messenger RNA, 8988 nt
Organism: Myxocyprinus asiaticus (Chinese sucker)
Lineage: Eukaryota; Metazoa; Chordata; Actinopteri; Cypriniformes; Catostomidae
Product: neurocan core protein-like
Exons: 14
Coding region: 1-3879 (1292 amino acids)
Biological process (GO): cell adhesion
Molecular function (GO): calcium ion binding; hyaluronic acid binding
Source: RefSeq, a predicted model, not a curated record
AUGCUGGGGGAGCUCCUCUUGACUAGGCUACAGUCUCUCCUGGCUGUGUGUCUUCUCUUCACCCUAGAACAUGGCAUGGUGAGCUGUGACACUGUGGUGAACAUGCGUAAAGUGACCCAUCAGAGGGUCCAGGAGCCUCUGUCGGGUACAGCCCUUCUGCCUUGUGUCUUCACUCUGCACCCAAGUCCUUCUAAUGAACCUCCCCGCAUCAAGUGGACCAAACUGUGGGGCCAACAAGGGCCAUAUGGUCUACAGAAACAACAAUCAAUUCUGGUGGCUAAAGACAAUAUAAUAAAGGUGAAGAAAGCGUUCCAGGGCCGCGUCACCUUGCCGGGGUACCCCGAGAACCGCUACAAUGCCAGCUUGGCACUGACAGGCCUACGAUCCAGCGACUCAGGAAUGUACCGUUGUGAGGUUGUGGUCGGCAUUAAUGAUGAACAAGAUACGGUGCCCCUCCAGGUCACAGGGGUGGUCUUCCACUACCGCGCACCUCACGACCGCUACGCACUCUCCUUCAUUGAUGCCAAGAGAGUCUGCCUGGAGAACUCCGCCAUGAUUGCCACACCUGCCCAGCUGCAGGCCACAUUUGAUGACGGCUAUGACAACUGUGAUGCCGGCUGGCUCUCGGACCAGACUGUGAGGUAUCCCAUCCAGUCUCCACGGCCUGGCUGCUAUGGUGACAGGGACGACUCACCUGGCGUGAGAAACUACGGCAGCAGAGACCUCGAUGAAAUGUUUGACGUGUACUGCUUUGCUGACAACUUGCAAGGUGAGGUAUUCCACUCAAGUGUGCAAGAGAAGCUGAGCCUGGCAUCGGCCUCCACUCACUGCCACACUCUGGGUGCUCAGCUGGCCACAGUUGGGCAGCUCUACCUAGCCUGGCAGGGUGGCCUAGACCGCUGCGACCCCGGAUGGCUGACCGAUGGCAGUGUGCGUUACCCUAUCAACCUGCCCCGGCGUAACUGCGGAGGAGAUGAACCAGGAGUGCGGACCGUUUACCACAACCCCAACCGUACCGGCUUCCCUGACACUACCAAUCUCUUUGACGCAUACUGUUACCAAGAGAGGAAUGCUGAUGCAGUGAUACUCCACCAGACUCUAGAAACCUCUAAUUUAAACUCUUCAAGUGAUGAAGAGGUCCAGCUCCAAAGAAAUGGAGCCUUCCCUGAACCUUCUACCUGGACCGGUCUGGUUGAUCUUGAGAAGGAAGAUUUCAAAUCCAUCAUAAACAACGAAUCUUCAGAAAUCUCAGAGGAGCAUGUUGUAAUCCACCUUAGGCCUGAAGAUAGGUCUGUAAACUGGGAAGAUGACGGCUCCAAAGAUACUUUGGAUAAACAAGAGAAACUUCAAGGGGGCUCAGCAAGAGAGGAAACCGAUGAGAGAGAUGAAACAGAGGAUCCUAAGGCAACUUCUGACCCCUCCUUGACCACGCCAUCCUCCUCCACACAAGAUCAGACCAGCAACAGCAUGAUUUCCAACUUUGUGAACUCAAUCCUAAAGCCCUUGAGGUACUGGACUGGGAUUGGAGAGACUGAGAUACCAGCCACAGAGUCCAGCCUCUACAGAGGAACCUCAGAAAUGGUCCCAUCAGCCAGGACAAAGCCAAGCAGAGGGAAAGCAAACAAAGGAGGUGCUGAUAAUGCCAUAUUGGAGCCUAAUACUAAGGAACUUUCAUACAUCCCCUCCACAUCAAAUCCAGAGGAAGGCCUCUUGGAACAGCAGAAAGAGGUGGUCUUUGUGGCUGCACAGCAGGAGCUACAGAGUCCAAACAAAUCCCAAAUGGAACAUCCAAAUUCACAGACCGAUAGCUUAACCGGUCCAUCCAGAGGAAUGAUUGGAUCAGGCGCAGUAGAUCCCACUGUUUCCUCAAGUCCCUUGGCAUCUAAGAGCAACUUCGGCUCUGCAUCAGUGCAGAGCAGCCAACAACUCUCGGCACCAAAGUCCUUGAAAGGCUCAAAGUUUGGCUCCCCAGGCAAUAAUGGGCACUUUAUAACUCAAACCAGUGGUCCUAUGGAAGCCAAAAAGGGAGGCUUGGAGAUCAUGACCAUCCCCAUCUCCAGGAACAACCCUGAAAACUUCUCAGGGGAAGGGAAAGACUUGAACGAGGACAGUUACCCGCUUCUAAAAGGCCUUGCAAUACAUUUAUCUUCAGAGGAUGAAAAAGAAACAGAGGGAAGUGGCGGAAAUGAUUCGCCAUUCACCGCUGAUGACCAACUGAAAGAAACUGACCAUUCCAGUGACCAAAGUGUACCUCUGGAGGUGGUCAAAUGGCAGCUAAUGAGUCUCCAGACAGCUCAACCUUCUCUUGGAUCCAGUUCCUCUGAACCCAAGGAACCAGAUAGCAUGGCUGAGGAGGCCAGGGGAGAGAUUGUGUAUGUCCAUCGGCCCAAUGAAAAACACAAAAACAGUCUGUCAAACAAAGUAAAGGUGCCUUUCGUCGAAAGGAAGCAAAGCACAAAUUUGACCAGCGCACCUAAAAUAAAAAUUUCUAGCAUGGGUACCACACCAAGCCCUGUCACAAGAGCUCCCGAUUCAAUUCACAGUGAACUGGCUAUCACGUCAACCAUUGGGAACACCCAUUCCCAAUUAGGAGAUGCCACCAAUACUGAAGAUAUUUUGUGUACUACAGAUCCAUCCAUUUCUAGCACAUGGCUACCGGUGGUUCAAGAGGAAGUGGAUACGCCAAUGGCACCUGUUCCUAUCACAAUAGUGACCGAACCUGGACCUCAGGUUACGCAAAAUACAGUUCAGCCAACAAGUGUAGAUCAUAAGGACACUUCGCAUAAGGCUGAGUCCAGGUCAGGAGUGUCAGAGUCAUUUCUGUUGGCUCGUGGCUGGACAAUUUCUUCCAAACACAUUUCUACGGAGGAUCCAUCGUCCCAGACCACAGGAAGCCCAGAGAAAGAUAUUGCAAACAAAACUGUCACUGGCUGGGAAAAUAGCCCCUCCAAAACAUCAGUCAAGGAUGAUCCCUGCCAGACCAACCCGUGCCUGCAUGGUGGGAGCUGUCUGACUGAGGGAGAAGGCUAUAGUUGUCUUUGCCCUCAGGGCUAUUCUGGAGAGAGCUGUGAGAUCGAUAUUGAUGAUUGCCAGUCUAAUCCGUGUCAGAACGGAGGCACCUGUAUUGACGAGAUCAACUCCUUUGUAUGCCUGUGUUUGGCCAGCUAUAGCGGAGCCACAUGUGAGAAAGACACUGAGGGUUGCGAGCACAGUUGGAGAAAAUUCCACGGUCAUUGCUACAGGUACUUCACCCGCAGACACAUUUGGGAGGAUGCCGAGAAGGACUGCAGAGAGCACAGCGGUCACCUGGCCAGCAUCCAUUCCACACAAGAGCAGGACUUCAUUAACGGUAUGAGUCAUGAGAACACGUGGAUUGGUCUAAAUGACAGGAUGGUGGAAGAUGACUUCCAGUGGACUGACAACAUGGAUCUGCAAUAUGAGAACUGGAGGGAGAACCAGCCGGAUAAUUUCUUUGCGGGCGGAGAGGACUGCGUGGUGAUGAUCGCCCAUGAGAACAGCAAAUGGAACGAUGUGCCCUGCAACUACAACCUGCCCUACAUCUGCAAGAAAGGCACAGUACUGUGUGGACCUCCACCGAACGUGGACAAUGCUUUCCUAAUUGGUCGGAAGCGUUCACACUACGACAUACACUCUGUGGUACGUUACCAGUGCGCUGAUGGUUUCCUCCAGCGCCACAUCCCCACCAGCAAGUGUCAUGCCAAUGGCAAAUGGGACCGACCCAAGAUCGUCUGUACAAAGUCACGAAGAUCUCACCGCUACAGACGCCAUCACCACAAGUCCCAUCAUGAGCGCAGAAGGCACAAGAGGCAUGGUUCAGGAGGUCAUCGAAGUCAACAGGAGGGUCACGGCCAUUUCUAACCAAAUAAUCCCCUUGCCCAUACCUGUAAAUCAAAAUAUCCUUUUCCAACAGCCCAAACCUCCUUAUCUUUGAUAUCCAACAGCCUUUCACCUUUCCCCCUUACUUCUGGAUCAGUCUACCCCCACUAUGAUCAGAGGGGUGCUGCUGGACCUCACAAGGACUAUGACUAUUUCACUCAUUCAUUCUCUUUAUCUGUUAAAGUUGCUCCUCAUUUUCGUGGAUCCUUUAUAAGCCCACAGAAGAAAGUUAUUUCGUACCUUCAAUGUAGAAAACACUCUAGGUAACUGUUUAUGUAUUUUUUACAUAAGCAUUAUAAGAGAGGGUGGGUUGGUUCAAAAUGUAAAUAAUGUAUUUCAUUUCAAAAUGCCGGACCAAAUCAAAAUGAUCGAGGAAUACUUUUCAUGUUGUUUACUAUGGAUUUGCUCAGCUUUUGAGAGUAUUUCUUGACUGUUUUGAUGUUGGUUUACUCUUUUUAAGACAUUACCCUGAUUUAUACAGUAUUUCUGCGUAUCUUUGAUGUGUUUUUGGUUGAGAGGAGUGGUGCUUAUCCUGAUUUUGAAAAACUGGAUAACAUUUUUUUUUCUAAAUAUUUAAAAAGGGAUAGUGCAUCCAAAAAUCCCUCAUACCCUCAUGUUGAUUCCAAACCUUUGUUUUCCUUUAUUUCAUGGAGCACAAAAGGAAAUGUUAAGUAGAAUAGUUACAUUUCUCUUUUCUAAACCAUGAAUGUACAUAAGGACGGAUGCCGUAAAGCUCCAAAAACGACUGUAAAAGCCCUAUAAAAGUGCCAUAAAAUUAGUCCAUAUAACUUGUGUGUUAUAUUCCAAGUCUUCUGAAGCUUUGUGUGAGGAACAGACUGAAAUUGAUGUCGUUCUUCACAGAAAACCUUGCCAUGUAAAAUUGAAAGAAGCUGCUUGGACAUUCUGCUGUGUUCCAUGGAAGAAAAAAAAGAUCAUACAUGUUUGGAACGACAUAGGGAUGAGUAAAUGAUGACAGAAUUUUCUCUUUUAUGUUGAACCAUCCCUUCAAAAUCAUUCACCACAUUAGAACAGUGUCUGCAAAUAAUAUACUCAGUUGUCUCUCAGUUGGCCCCAAUUCUAGUGAACAGCCUUUAUCAAGCAGACAGUUAGCCAUUACUGUUGUCACACAGAUUUCAACCAUUGAGCACUGAAAGUUUUUUUUCAUUGACUUUGAGUGACUUGACAAGAAUUAGUUAGAUAAAAAGUGUCACUGUAAAAUCCCUUGUUACUAGUGGUCCCUGUGUCUGUUAUCAAUGGUCUUUGUCAUGAUCUCCCACUUUCUCACUCACAGAGGAGAAAUUGUCCCGUCGGGCCUUGUCAGCGAGAGAGUGGAAAGUGAGAAAGAAUAAGAGGAUGGAAUGAGAGAGACUCUCUGGUCCUAAUUGCACUCAGCUACAUACAGUAAAUGCCACAUCAAACAGGGCAAGUGACAAGGUACUCUUAACAGCCUUGGGGUCGCACGCUAUGCCCAUAAUUAGCUUCUCAAAGUAGCACACUAAAGGAAGAAAUUAAAGAGGGGUGGAUGUCCAUGGGUGGAACAAGUAAGAAAGAAAGGAAGAAAAGUGAUUGAACAAAUGAAAGAAAGAAGAGGAAAAAGAAAGAAAGAACUAAACUAACAAAAUAUUGCAUGAAUGAUAAAAGACAGAGAGAGAAAGCCAAGCGGAUAAAAGACAUGAAUGGAAAGAAAGAGAACGAACUAACAAACUUUCGAACAAAAGAAAGAAGGAACUAACAAACAAAUGAACUACUGAAAGAAAGGGUAAGUGAACGAAAAAGAAAGAACAAACAAAUUAUCGGAUGAAAGAAAUAACAAACAAACUAUCUAACAAAAGAAUAAACGUAAGGGGGCCUGGGUAGCUCAGCAAGUAAAGACAAUGACUACCACUCCUGGAGUCGCAAGUUCGAAUCCAGGGUGUGCUGAGUGACUCCAGUCAGGCUUCCUAAGCAACCAAAUAGGCCCGGUUGCUAGGGUGGGUAGAGUCACGUUGGGUUAACCUCCUCGUGGUCGCUAUAAUGUGGCUCUCGCUCUCAGUGGGACGCAUGGUGUGUUGUGCAUGGAUGCCGCGGAGAAUAGCAUGAAGCCUCCACACGCGCUAGGUCUCUGCGGUAACGCGCUCUACAAGCCACGUGAUAAGAUGCGUGGAUUGACGGUCUCAGACGCGGAGGCAACUGAGAUUCAUCCUCCGCCACCCGGAUUGAGGAGAGUCACUACGCCACCACGAGGACUUAGAGCGCAUUGGGAAUUGGGCAUGCCAAAAAAUUGGGGAGAAAAGGGGAGAAAAUCAACAAAAAAAAAAAAGAAUUAACGAACUAUCAAACGAUACUCGAACAAAUUAUCUGAAGAAAGAAUGAACAAACAAAUUAACAAAUUAUUAAACAAAAGAAAAACUAACUUUCAAAUGAAAGAAUGAAUGAACAAACUAUCAAAAGAAAGAAUUAACAAAUUAUCAAAAGAAAGAAAGAACCAACUAACAAACAAUCGGACAAAUGAAAGAAAGAAAGAGCAAAUGAACAAACUACUGAAAGAACGAGAACGAAAGGGCAAGCAUGAACGAAUUUGUGAAAGAUGAGAAAGGAAAGAAAGAGAAUAAACUAACAAAAUAUCAAAUGUACAAAAGAAAAAGAAAGAAAGAACAAAUUAACUAACUGAAUGAAAGAAAUAACAAACUAUCGAAUGAAAGAAUGAACAAACUGUCCAAAGAAAAAAGAACAAACGAAUUAAACUAUUGAAUGAAAAAAGAAAUGAACUAUCAAACGAAAUGAACAAACUAUUGAAAGAAAGAACAAAUGAAUGAACAAUCUAUCAAACAAAAGACAGAACGUAACUUUCAAAUGUAAGAAUGAAUGAACAAACAAUUAGACCAAAAUGUGAACAAACUAAAUCAACUUUUACACAAACGAAAGAACAAAUAAAUUAACUAUCAAAAUAAAGAAAAAGAACGAAAAGGCAAGCAUAUAGGAAUAAAAGAUUGAUGAGAAAGGAAAGAAAGAGAACAAACUAACAAUCUAUCAAAUGUAUGAAAGAAAGAACAAACUAUCAAACAAAAGAAUCACUGAUCUUAUGAAAGACUAAACAAACUAUCAAAAGAAAGAUCAAACUAUCGAACAAAAGACAGAAACAAACUAUCAAAUGUAAGAACAAAUGAAAGAACUAUCAAACUAAAGAAAGAAUGAACAUAUGAAAGUAUGAACAAAUUAUAGAAAGAAAGAAAGAACGAAAGAAAGAAAGAAAAGCUCAUCCAGAUGGUGCACAAUUAUUUACAGGUCAGAUGUUGGAAGUGCUCAUGGGUAAAUUUCAUAGGCAAUUUUACCUCCAGCACUGAAGAUCAUGAGGUUAAACAGGAGAAGCUCAUAUUGAACACAGUCCAUUUGAGAUGCAGGUUUUGGCCUUCUGUUCCCCUUAGAGUGGAGAAUGUGGUCUGGUCUCACUGCGGUUUCAAAACACUUUUCUUUCGUACCAGGUGCAUGUCCUUUUUUUCAAAGAGUACAGUGACAGCAGACUCAAAUGAGUACUGCUCUUUAUUCUACUUAUUCUCUACUCUUUCAGCUAACCUCCUUACCUUAAAAGGGGCCAACCCUGUACUUUAUUAUGCAUUUGUCUAACGCAAAGGUUUGUGUUUAUCUCUCGCUGCCCCUCUUUCAAUGUCCAGUGUCAGCUCAAGACAGCGAAGUCUAUUUUAAGGACCAUUCAGAUGUUUUAUUACAAAAAAGAUAUAUUUUUAAAGUAAAAUGUUACUGUAAUACAAUGUUUGUUUUAUUUAAAUAAUUAAUUAAUAAUAUAAUGAUUUUUCGCAUUACCGUAAUGAGAUUUUUUGUUCAUUACAGUGAUGAGAAUUUUCUUCAGCAAAAUACAAUUUCAAAUUUUUUUAUUAUUAUUUUGGGGUGAAAUAUGACCUGGACAUGUUCUUGACAGGUUUUGUGAGAUUCAUCCUAAUGUCCACCCCUGACUUGCAUCAAAACUAAUACCAGUGCUGUGCAAUUUUUCUAUCAAGAUUGGAGUCUCAGACUGAUUCUCAAUAUCGUAAUAGUCCAUAUUAGCUGCUAAUAUACCUCUAAAUCACACUAAUAGCUCUUUACAGUCCUCAGCAAAGGCUGGUGAAGGAAGGCAGAUGGCUAACAAUGUGGCAACUUAAUUGCAAGCCUUGAUUAUGAAAAUGAACCUCUAAACAGAGGUUGUUCACAGCUUCCUUUUGGCAGGCUUUCUAUAGAACUGUGAGUGGCAGCUGCGGGGUUGUCUUGUGGCAAGUUUUCUGACUAAUUGCCACAGAACAAUUGCCAUCCUUGAGGUUGUUAAGCCAGCUGCAACACCCCUUUGCAUUUACAAUUGUGGAACAUACAGUACACUUACAUUUUAAAUGUUAAAUUUAAGUCAGACUAAAACAAUAAUUUGUCUUCUUAAAACAUCAUUUAAAUGGCUUUAGUCCGAAAGAAAUUGUACCAGUCGGAUAUUUGCGUAGUCGGACUAACAGACCUAGAUAAUGCGAUUAUAGCUCGGCUAACAAACUAUCAAACAAAAGAAAGAACGGGGCCUGGGUAGCUCAGUGAUAAAAUACGCUGGCUACCACCCCUGGAGUUCGGUAGAUCGCUAGUUUGAAUCCCAGGGUGUGCUGAGUGACUCCAGCAACCAAAUUGGCCCGGUUGCUAGGGAGGGUAGAGUCACAUGGGGUAACCUCCUCGUGGUCGCUAUAAUGUGGUUUGUUCUCGGUGGGGCGCGUGGUGAAUUGAGCAUGGUUGCCGCGGUGGAUGGCGUGAAGCCUCCACACGCGCUAUGUCUCCGUGGCAACGCGCUCAACAAGCCACCUGAUAAGAUGCGUGGGUUGACUGUCUCAGACGCGGAGGCAACUGGGAUUCGUCCUCCACCACCCGGACUGAGGCGAAUCACUAUGUGACCACGAGGACUUAGAGCGCAUUGGGAAUUGGGCAUUCCAAAUUGGGAGAAAAAGGGGGAAAAUCCCAAAAAACAAAAAAAACAAAAAACAAAAGAAAGAACGAAUGAAUGAACUACUGAACAAAAUAAAAAAUGAAACUACCAAACGAAAGAACAACUAUUAAACAAAAGAAUAAACAAACUAUCAAGAAAGAAAAAAAAAA